UAGCUGCUGCUGCUCUUCUCAUGGCAAAUCCCCAGCUACUGAUCUUAACCGCAUGACCAGCUCAAACGUUUCAGCCAUUGUCUAUUUGUAGCUAACAGGCAGUUUGCACGAGCCCAGCGUGCGGUCCAGGACGAUCAGCUCUCACAGACCUCAGUUUUGACAGUGGCUCACUGGCCAGCCCUCCUUGUAAGGACCGUGGACGCUGCAGAAUUUGGACCAAGAAAAGCUAAGUCUCAUCGGCACCCAGCGCAGUGAUCUACGAGGAAGAACCAGAGGCCAGAGGCAUCCGGCAAUGGCGACGAGGAGCACGGUGGCAAGGGCUGUCCCGCUGUGCCUGUGGCUCGCGCUCGGCGUGGCCACCCUGACGCUGCCCCAGGCACAUGCAGCAGAGGCAGACGCGGACCUCACCAAGAUCACGAGCAAGGUCUUCUUCGACAUCCAGAUCGACGGCAAGCCUGAAGGCCGGAUUGUCAUUGGACUUUUUGGGAAGACUGUUCCCAAGACAGCAGAGAACUUCAGAGCACUUAGCACAGGGGAGAAAGGAAUGGGUGCGUAUGGCGAACCUCUGUGGUACAAGGGAUCCACAUUCCACAGGAUCAUCCCAGGCUUCAUGAUUCAAGGAGGUGAUUUCGUAAACCACAACGGAACAGGCUGCGAUACCAUUUAUGGCAAAGACGUCUUCCCUGACGAGAACUUCAAGCUCAACCACGCCGAACCUGGUACCAUAUCCAUGGCCAAUUAUGGGAAAGACACAAACGGAUGCCAGUUUGCCAUCACCACCGUAGAAGGAAGCAAAUUACCGAAGAAAUUGGAUGGGGUACAUGUUGUGUUCGGCAAGGUGGUGAGUGGAAUGGACGUGGUCCACAAGAUUGAAGCUCAAGGCCAGCCGAGUGGUGUUCCCAAGGCCAAAGUCCUCAUAGCUGACAGCGGAGAGCUGCCCGGAUCUGAUGAGCUGUGACCAUCCAUUUUGAUGGAAACUAACAUCUGUUAGCAAAGCAAGUGCGGUUGUUUUUCAGCGUGGAAUUGUGACCACCGUAGUCUUGUUUGAUUUGGUUGGGGGCAGUUUAUGUUGACUACAAUGUCUAGUUCAUAUAUGUACUUAUUAUUGGGGAAUUAUUAGAUGAACAAACAAAAUCGUAGUGAUCUCUUCUUUAAUUUAUAUAUUAAGAACUCCCUUGUUUAAGAGAAGAUGCAGGUUAAACUGCUGGUUUAUAUGUUUUAAGUUUUAACAGUGAA
Sorghum bicolor (sorghum) is the source of this 1236-nucleotide messenger RNA. Its product is annotated as peptidyl-prolyl cis-trans isomerase CYP19-4. Gene Ontology annotation, molecular function: peptidyl-prolyl cis-trans isomerase activity. NCBI's taxonomy places the organism in Eukaryota, Viridiplantae, Streptophyta, Magnoliopsida, Poales, Poaceae. Gene Ontology annotation, biological process: protein peptidyl-prolyl isomerization; protein folding. Bases 293 to 958 code for a protein of 221 amino acids. The record is from RefSeq and is a predicted model, not a curated record. Gene Ontology annotation, cellular component: intracellular membrane-bounded organelle. The transcript is spliced from 7 exons.